This is a messenger RNA of Gopherus flavomarginatus (Mexican gopher tortoise), 2263 nucleotides long. RefSeq names its product cAMP responsive element binding protein 5 (gene CREB5). Gene Ontology annotation, molecular function: DNA-binding transcription factor activity, RNA polymerase II-specific; cAMP response element binding. The transcript is spliced from 11 exons. Bases 97 to 1602 code for a protein of 501 amino acids. The record is from RefSeq and is a predicted model, not a curated record. Lineage: Eukaryota; Metazoa; Chordata; Testudines; Testudinidae. Gene Ontology annotation, biological process: regulation of transcription by RNA polymerase II.
AACGUAUUGUAACCUUCUCUCAGUCCAACGUGGUUCCUUCACCCAAGCUGCUGGUCCUUUCCCUUCUACACUUGUUUGAUUUAUGAGGAAUCAAAGAUGAACUUGGAGCAGGAGAGGCCUUUUGUCUGCAGUGCCCCAGGCUGCUCACAGCGUUUUCCAACAGAGGAUCAUCUGAUGAUUCACAGGCACAAACACGAAAUGACUUUGAAGUUUCCUUCAAUAAAAACGGAUAAUAUGUUAUCAGACCAGACUCCUACACCAACCCGAUUCCUGAAGAACUGUGAGGAAGUGGGCCUCUUCAAUGAUAUUGACUGUUCCUUAGAACACGAGUUUAGAAAGGCACAAGAAGAAGAGAACAAUAAAAGGAAUAUCUCGAUGCAUAACACAGUCGGAGGAGCAAUGGCAGGACCCGGAACCCACCAGCUCACGAAUACUAGGAUGCCAAACCAUGACACCAGCGUUGUGAUUCAACAAGCCAUGCCAUCUCCACAGUCCAGCUCGGUCAUAACACAAGCACCUUCCACAAACCGACAGAUCGGGCCUGUCCCAGGUUCUCUGUCUUCACUACUACACCUACACAACCGGCAAAGACAGCCCAUGCCUGCCUCUAUGCCUGGCACCCUGCCCAAUCCUACCAUGCCUGGAUCUUCUGCAGUACUAAUGCCAAUGGAGCGACAAAUGUCGAUGAACUCCAGUAUCAUGGGGAUGCAAGGCCCAAAUCUCAAUAACCCGUGUGCGUCACCCCAAGUCCCUCCAAUGCAUUCAGAAGCCAAAAUGAGGUUGAAAGCCGCAUUGACUCAUCAUCCUGCAGCCAUGUCAAAUGGAAAUAUGAACACCAUGGGCCAUAUGAUGGAAAUGAUGAGCUCCCGACAGGACCAGACACCACAUCAUCAUAUGCACUCACAUCCACAUCAGCACCAGACACUGCCACCUCAUCACCCAUACCCGCAUCAGCACCAGCAUCCAGCACACCACCCUCAUCCUCAACCCCAUCACCAGCAGAACCAUCCACACCAUCACUCCCACUCGCACCUUCACACACACACGGCACAUCACCAGACUUCUCCGCAUCCGCCACUGCACUCAGGUGGACAAGCACAGGUUUCACCAGCAGCACAGCAGAUGCAGCCCACUCAGACAAUACAGCCGCCUCAGCCCACUGGGGGUCGCCGGAGGAGGGUGGUGGAUGAAGACCCAGACGAGAGGCGGCGGAAAUUUCUGGAAAGGAAUCGAGCAGCUGCCACACGCUGCAGACAGAAGAGGAAGGUCUGGGUGAUGUCACUGGAAAAGAAAGCAGAAGAACUCACCCAGACAAAUAUGCAGCUUCAGAAUGAGGUUUCCAUGUUGAAAAAUGAGGUAGCACAGCUGAAACAGUUAUUGUUAACACAUAAAGACUGUCCAAUAACAGCCAUGCAGAAAGAGUCGCAAGGAUAUAUAAGUCCUGAGAGUAGUCCUCCUGCAAGCCCCGUCCCAGCUUGCUCACAACAGCAAGUCAUCCAGCAUAAUACCAUUACAACUUCCUCUUCCGUCAGCGAUGUCGUAGGAAGCUCCACCCUCAGUCAGCUUGCCAGUCAUAGAACAGACAUGAACCCAAUUAUUUAAAACGGAUUGGUCAGAAACUGCUAUGGGAGAGUGGUAGCGUAAUCGAAUGUCCUUUGUGUUAAGGAUAUUUUCAACACUAACUCAGCCUGGAAGACUCCUCAGUCCUUGGAAGACUCUGGCUUUCAUUUUUAUAGUUAUUAAAGUAUGCCUUUUAUACUUAGUUACAAAAAGGGAGUUAUGCAAUUAAUAUGCUAUCAGCUUGGGAAAUGCUUUGGUGCUUUCUCCAAUUUUUUGGUACCAGUUACUUGUUUAUAAACGGAAAUGUUUCUGUACAUAGUUGUGUUUCCUUCUUACCAGUCUAGCCCAAGGCCUCAAAAUCAUGGAGUUUUGUUAAACGGCAGCUUCUUAGCCAAAGUCAUACAUAAGUAACUAGGAAUAAUUAGGCUAUAUAGAUAUUCAGGGAGUCUGGUGAUAGCACAUGAGAAAGCGAGUUAGCUUUGCAAUAUCAUCAGAACCCCACUAUAUAUUCAAAACCUCUUUCAGAGAAAAGAAGGGUUUUAUAAUACAUGGAUAUCAGAACAAAUUCAAACCCAGGUAAUAUGCCCUCUUGUCUUGCUUUCCUCUUUCAUUUCCCUAUUGUCCCUCUUCUACUUAAGUUCUCUCUUUUCUCCUUCAAUUGUCCGUGCAUCUUCCCUCCCUAAACUCUGUGGCUCUUUCUCCU